Molecule: messenger RNA, 1491 nt
Organism: Paramecium sonneborni
Lineage: Eukaryota; Ciliophora; Oligohymenophorea; Peniculida; Parameciidae
Source: the annotation of a GenBank genome assembly
UAAUGAUAAUAUUUGUAUUAAUCACACUGGUGUUAGGAUAAACAGAAACUUUAGUUGUUAAGCAUCCAUAAGAGUUAGCAAAGAAAGUAGAAUUAGAGUAGAUAAAAUUUAAUAUUGCAAAUUUUGGUUAUGUACCAUAUGGAUAAAGGAUUGCAGGAGUUCUUGAAGUGGCAUCACCAUUUAAUUUUUGUUUUGCAAAUUAAAAUAAAAGUAAUAAUUUCAAUAGUGAUUAUUCAAAUGUAAAAGUACUGUUAGUUGAGAGAGGAGAUUGCUCAUUUUACAUAAAAGUAUAAAAUGUAAUAAUAGAAUUAGACAAUGAAUGCAUAAUAAUAGGGGUAUUAGAUGUUAAUAAUAGUGGAUAAUUUAGAAGAGGAGAUAACAGGUUUGAAUUUGGUAAGUUUGAAUGAGACAAAGGAGAUUGAAAUACCUGCAAUAAUGAUAUCUAAAAAGUAAGGUGAUAUAAUUAAAGAAUAUAUGGAGAAAAACAUAAAUGAGAAAGUUUAUAUAGUAGUGAAAUUUCCAGAGAUGAAAAAAACUGAGAAGGUGAAUUAUUAGUAUUGGUUUAGUGCAAUGGAUAUAUCUAGUUAUUUAUUUUUAGAAUAGUUUUAUCCAUUCCAUAUGGAGAUGAAGGAUUAAUUAGAAUUUAUUCCACAUUAUUCAUUAGAUAGAUGUGGAAUGUGUAAAAAAUAAGGUUAUAACAAACCCACUUAAUAAUGUUUAUCUGGAGGUAGAUAUUGUGCAAAUGAUCCUGAUGCAGAUGGUCCUUUAACUGGUUAAGAUGCUGUAAGAGAAAUAGUGAAAUAAUUAUGCAUAUUUAAAUAAGACAAAUUGAAGUGGUGGAAAUAUGUAGUAAAAUAUAGUAAUCUUUGUUUAAAAGAUAUGUAAAUAUCUAAAUGUUCAUCUGAAAUAAUGGAAUAAAUAAAUAUAGAUUCAAAAGAAGUUUAGAAAUGUUAUUAAGAUAGUUUUAAAAAUAAAAAUGAUGAAAUUGAGGAUAAUGAAUUACUCAGCGAAUAAUAUUAGAUUAACCUUAAUUAUUAAGCAUAUUAUUGGCCUAUUUUGUAUAUAAAUGAUCUAAAAUAUAAAGGAUCUUUAACUAUUCCUACUAAAACUUAUUAAUUUGAAAAUGGACCUUAAUAGUUAUUAGAUACCUCUCAUUUUGGACCACUUUAAACCAUUUGUAGAAGUUUUGAUGAAUAAUAUCUUCCUAACAUUUGUAAAUAAAGAAUGAUUGGUUAUAUUGAUAAUGGAAAUUGGGUAUUCACUCUAUAUAUUAUCUUAGGUUGAACAUUCUCAAGACUCAAAUACUUGGGUUGUAUGGAUUGUGGUAAUCACUAUUAUGAUAUUACUCAUGUUUUGUACCAUUUUCCUAUAUAAGAGAAUGUUUAGAAAAGAAACUAAUGAACAAAUUGUUUAAUAAGUCAAUAUUAAUCUGGCUCAAUAUUAUGCUUUGUAAGAACAAAAAAAAAUAUGAGAAAGUGAUUUCUUAUAUAU